Messenger RNA from Drosophila innubila, 736 nucleotides. Its product is annotated as V-type proton ATPase 21 kDa proteolipid subunit-like. The record is from RefSeq and is a predicted model, not a curated record. The transcript has a single exon. Gene Ontology annotation, molecular function: proton-transporting ATPase activity, rotational mechanism. Gene Ontology annotation, biological process: proton transmembrane transport. Gene Ontology annotation, cellular component: proton-transporting V-type ATPase, V0 domain. Bases 65 to 688 code for a protein of 207 amino acids. Lineage: Eukaryota; Metazoa; Arthropoda; Insecta; Diptera; Drosophilidae.
UUGUGAGAGAAAAACUUCAAUUUGACAACUAUUAUUUUUGUAAAAGAUUAAGUAAAAAUCAAAAAUGGGUUAUACUGGAAUAAUUCUUGGAUUUGUUGGCUUGAUUGCUUUUGCAUGCUUCACGUAUAUAAUGAGCCUGGUUAUGUGUGGUCUGGGAGAGCGAGCUGGACUCAGCUGGUUCCUGUAUACGACGAAUCCUCAGAUGUGGGCUGGACUGGGAGUUGGACUCGCCGUUUCCCUGUCUGUGGUUGGAGCUGCCAUGGGCAUUUAUACGACGGGCACCAGCAUUGUGGGUGGUGGCGUAAGAUCACCACGAAUCAAAACCAAGAAUCUCAUAUCCGUCAUAUUUUGUGAAGCGGUGGCAAUUUACGGACUGAUCAGCUCCAUUGUAUUCUCGGGUAACCUGCACUCCUAUGUGAUUCAUCGGGUGAUCAACAAUCGUGAGCAAAUGACGAGAAAUAUGUUCACGGGAUUUGCCACAUUUGGAGCCGGUUUGACUGUCGGUCUGGUCAAUCUCAGUUGUGGCAUUUGCGUCGGCAUCGUGGGAUCCGGAGCAGCUUUAUCGGAUGCCGCAAAUGCCGCAUUGUUUGUCAAGAUCUUGAUUGUGGAGAUAUUCGGUUCCGCUAUUGGACUUUUUGGGUUGAUUGUGGGCAUUUAUAUGACUGCCAAUGCAGAAUUUGUCAAUUAACUAUUGUAGAAUUUACAAUGUGAAAUAUAAUUUUAAUAGCAACUAGAA